This is a messenger RNA of Lytechinus pictus (painted urchin), 6514 nucleotides long. RefSeq names its product neuromedin-U receptor 2-like. Lineage: Eukaryota; Metazoa; Echinodermata; Echinoidea; Temnopleuroida; Toxopneustidae. The transcript has a single exon. The record is from RefSeq and is a predicted model, not a curated record. Gene Ontology annotation, biological process: G protein-coupled receptor signaling pathway. Gene Ontology annotation, cellular component: plasma membrane. Gene Ontology annotation, molecular function: G protein-coupled receptor activity. The coding region runs from base 32 to 1255 and encodes 407 amino acids.
GUAUCAUCUGGUUAUAAAUACUAAUGGAACGAUGAGUUUGACAAGUCCACCUCCCAGCCUGGCGACCACCUUUGAGGAUGGCGUCUCCAGUUUCGGCCCGGGGAAGGCGCUCAACAAUGACGCGAUGGCCAAUGACACUGGUAACAAAUUGGAAUAUGUCAUUACCAUGGACAUCCUCCAGCUUUAUAUCUACUCUUACCUGGACAAGCUUCUGGUCACCGUCGCCAUGCCCAUUAUCUUCAUCAUCGGUGUCAUUGGAAACGCAUCGGUUAUCGUGGUCUUCGUUCGGAUCAAGACCAUGAGGACAGUCACUAAUCAUUACUUGAUUAACCUUGCUAUCGCCGAUAUGCUCUUCUUCUUGGCCGCCGUGCCGCAGUUCUGGAUUCUGUAUGCUACAAGCCCGGUCUUUGCAGAUUAUAAGAGCAUAAGCCGUCCAUACUGCAAGUUAACCAUGUUUGCGACCGAUGUUGGAAUUAUAGUAUCUGGAUUGACGGUAAUCGUGGUCACCCUAGAGCGAUAUGUUGCUAUCUGCUGGCCCCACAAAUUCAAGCAGUUGAGCACGAGACCACGAGCGAUAUUGGUUUGCGGGUUGAUAUGGCUUUUUACCUCUCUUUACAAAAUCCCUACCAUCGUCUUUGCCGACUUGUACAACGUCAAUCUGGUGUGGCCCUCGUCAAACGAGACCGAUUUUGCUGGGUAUCCAAGGACCAAAGUAGAAUGUUCCUACUGUUUACCUAGAGCGCAUAAGCCCUGUGACCGCUUUCGUUUCUCUCUUACUGUAGAUCAGUUCCUCUUGCUAAUGGUGAUACCUGUAACAAUGGUACUAUACACCUUGAUAGUACUCCAACUACAGCGCCUUAGCAAGACUUCUUCUCUACGCGGUUCUGCAGGGAGUUCUUCAACGCGCAUGAAGAAGCAAGUAGUUCGCAUGCUUAUUGUAACCAUCACUGUCUAUAUCAUCUGCAUCACACCAUUUCGUUUGCUCAAUCUCUUCGAUAUAUUCCAGCACAGACUUCCCCCUGAUAUCACAUGGGUUCUUGUCAACACGGCCCGUAUUAUGAUGUACACAAACUCCGCUGUCAAUCCCAUUAUAUAUAACAUCAUGAGCGACCGGUAUCGUCAUGCUUUCCGCCAAACAUUCCUCUGUUGUAUUCCUAGUUAUGUGAACGUGAACGGUGAGGCAUCAAGUGACAGGAAGUCAAAGUACACCAACAAUGCAAGCACUCGUUUCGAAUACGAGCGUUCUACGAGGUAGGGAACUUCAUCAAUGCUGCAUGCAGGAAAAUGAUGACCUCAUGUUUAUGAUUCUGCUUCGGAAUCGUAUAUUGAUUCGAGAAUCCAGAGAGUCUUGUCCUGGUUGACAUUACGCGUAAAAUUGAAACAGUGAAUCAUUUAUCCUAACGCAGAUUUUCAAAGUACUGUGAAUUGUCAUGGAUACAAACUAUUUUAAAUGUACUGUCAUAGCGUGUUCACGUAAUCCUGAAAUUUGGGAGGUCGUCAAACAUUAUCAAGGUCUAAACGAAACGAGAAAGUGCUUUUGGUUGGAUUUUUCACCUUGUAAAGAGAUAAAACAUUUAUCACUUUGCUGUGUUGUCUUUAAAUGCAUUUUCUUCUAGAGACAGGCGCCAAUUUCGGUUUUCUUUGGGGAAGCGUGUUGAUAUACAGAGCAUCCAAUUUCUUUUUUUAAAAGGCAUAUUCAUCUUCGCGUAUACAGUUUCUACUAAAACUGAGUGGAAAAUAAUAUUUUAAGCUCAUUGGUUAUCGUGAACACUAAAAAUGUUCCUGAGAUAACCAUUGUGAUUACAAUUAAUCAAUCUUCGAGAAUGCGAGAGCAAAAUAUCUGCCAAAAAUAAUGAUAGGACUUCAUCUAGGUUCACAAAUCUAUAGAGCUGAACGUGCCAUCAUACAUGCCACAAACCAACAAGAAUGCUUCUGCAGCUUCGUAAACGUAUAUUUUGGGCCUACUCUUAAACGUCCUUUGACAGACCAGAAGAAUAUCACCCGAGCCAACCACAAGAUGAAAUAUUGGAGAUACAAUUACUUUGGUUUUGUUUUAAUGAAGGAAUGGAGAAAAUGCAGCAAAUGUAAUAUAUUGUCAUCUUUGAAAUGACGGAACCUCUUCUCCACUUUAGUAUUAAUGGAAGGAAAACAAAAGGAAUAAGUGAGCACGUUUGAGGCAGAUCAUUUUCACUCCGUAAACGCUGGUUUUUAGCUUUCUAUUCAACCGGACGUUCUAUCCAUCGACAAACACUGAUAGACGAUGAUCAAAGUCUUGCUCACUGAUCAAUAAUCGAUCCAGUUUUGGAGGGGUAUAAUUCUACUUGUAAUCUAAAGUAUAUGUCAUUAUAAUGUUAGUUUUGCUGUACAAAAUACAUAGUAUAUAUAUAAAAGUAUAUUUAGAAUCUAUGUGAGCUGUGGACCCUGUGUAAAGUUUAUUUUUUCUUCUUUUAUAGUCAGGUCCAGAUUUGAGAAAAGUAGACUGCCUUAGGCAAAUCGUGUUAAUGCUGAAUUUACAAGUGUUUCAGCAUAAUUUGAGGGCGCUGAGUCCAAAUUUGCUGUUUGCCAACCUUGAUUUUGAUGUUAAAAUCCUCAAAUUGGCAAAAACAAUAUGGCCGCCAUUCUACACCCUUUUUUUGCUCUAUUCUGAACCCCAAAACUUGUAACAAAAAUGUUUGUCAACGGUUUUUGGUACUAUUUGAUCUCAGGAAUAACAUACUGAAAAUCUACCAAAAUCCGGUUCCGGGAAAGUGGUUGUUUUCAAGAUGGCGUCUAAGAUGGCCGCCAAUAACUGAAAAUUAAAAUAACCGUCACUUUAUCUACCCUAAACAUCUUUUUCGGUGCAUACAUGUAUUCAAUGGUGUAGGGGGUAAAAGGAAAGAGUGAACAUAAGCAGGGUACCUGAAAAUCCAAGAUUGCGUAAAAAUUGCUGCCAUGGCCUAAAACUUCACAAUUCAUCCGUUACCUAUUUCAGUGUCUUUUAUUUGGAUUUUAUUCAUUGGUGAUUUCAAGGGUCAAGAAGUAAACUGAGACAAGUUACAAGGACAGUCUAUGGUCCUCCAUGUCCAAAGAUCCAAGAUGGUUUGCAAAAAUGGAGUAUAAAAUGUCUGUCGUUAAUUCAAACUGACACAGUUUGUUUAAUAACCGCCUGGAGAAUAUGAUAUUUUAGUAUAACCCAUGGUUUAAAGGGUCAAGUAUUACAUUGGGACAGGUUACAAGGACAGUUAGUGGUUCCAGUAUGUCCAAAAAUCCAUAAUGGCCGUUCUUACCGACAAACUGGCAUAGUUUGUUUAAUAUCAGCCUGGGGUAUAUUAUUUUGGUGUUUAACCCAUGGUUUAAAGGGUCAAGUAAUAAAUUAGGACAAGUUACAAGGACUGUCAGAGGUCCAGCAUGUCCAAGAGUCCAAAAAUGCUUCCAAAAUUGGAGUCUAAAAUGGCUAUUGUUACCUAAUAACUGACAUAGUUUGUUUAAUAUCCACCUGUGGUAAAUGAUUAUAUUGUCUAACCCUUCGUUUAAAUGGUCAAGUAAUACAUAAGCAUAAGUUACAAGGGCAAUCAAUGUCUAAAAAUCCAAGAUGGCUUCCAAUAAAGGAGUCUGAAAUGGCUGAUGAUACUUAAAAAUUGACAUAAUCCUAUAAGAAUCCAUCUGGGUGAUAUGAUUUUGGUGUAUACACUAUGUUUUCAAGGGUUAAAUGGUAUGAAGCUGUCCAUUUUGCCUAUUAUUCAAAGAUGGCUUGCAAAAAUGAGUCUAAAAAGACUUCCAUCACCUAAACAUCGUCAUAAUCAGGUGAACAAAAUCUACACUAUUGUGGUUUAAAGGCUAAAAUAAUAAAUCAGGACAAAUAACAUGGAUGGUCAGUUUUCCUUUUCGUCGUAAAAAGUCCAAAGCGACUUCUAAAACUGCGAAAAAAUGAAUGCUGUCUCCUAAUCAUGAAACCAUAUAUAGGAUAGUCCUAUAUAAGCACUCAAAUGACGUGUCUUGAAAUACUUAUCAGUGAAUUAUGGAACUUUUUAGGUGAAAGUGUACCUUAUUUUUUAAAGUUUGUUUUUCGGAUGUUUUCUCUAUUUUGCACCACCAUCUAAUUAUGUCACUAACUCUUGUAAAACAUAGUUUUAAGAGUCUUAAAAACAUGAGUCGAACAGAGACACCAAAAUAGUGGCGCUAGAUGGGAUAUGAAGUAUUGUCAUUUUUGUAUCAGUGGUGGCCAAUUCGAAUGUAAUUUUUGGAGCGUUCUUCAAUUUUUGGACAAACUGGACAACAGCGUAUCCCUGUAAUUCGUCUUCACCUAUAUUGUUUGACCUUUGAAAUCAUGAGAAAGACACAAAAAUGUAUCUAGGUAGAUAGUAUAUGCACUUUGCAGCCAAAUUUUUUAAGAUAUAGCAACUAUUUUUUAAGCCAUCAUAUCAUUUUUUUGCAAAACUGCACCAUUGAUAAACCUUAAAAUUUUUCAAAUGUAAUUUUUCCCUUUGGAACCAUGAUUUUUUUUAAUGUUUUAUUUUAUUCUCGGUAGACCCCAAAAUUAUUUCUACCAGGUGGAUAUUAUAUGAAUUUGGCCCAUUUCAAAGUUACAACGUUCAUUAUAGACGCAAUUUUGGAAGGUCAUCUUGGAUUCUCUGACACACUAUCUUGUAAAUAUGUCCUGAUUCAUUAUUUGCCUUGAAAGCCUUUUGAUUUUGAUUUUGAUGAUUUACUUAAAUUUUUGGAGUUGAUGGUACAACGACUGCCGUUUUGGACGCUAUGUUGGAUUUCCAGGUACCCUUGACGACCUUUUGUAACUAUAACCUGUCUCAAUAGACUUUGUUUAAUCCUAAGUUUCAUGAAAUAGACAUCUACACCCUAAAAGUUAUGAAAUUUCAAAAACUUUACCUUGGUUAAGAUUUGAUGUUGACUUCGCCGCCGGCCGCCGCCAUGGUCAUCGCCACCGUCGGAAAAGCGACGUCCAUGUCUUGCUUCUGCUAUGCAGGCGAGGAAAAAAUGGACACGUUAAAGAUAUCACAAGCGCCCAAAAAUUAUCAAACAUUUGGCCAUAUUAUUUAUCAAUCAGCUGCUGUGAAUCAUGGCUGCCAUCUUGAAAUUGAAGAUGGCUGAUGAAUAAAUCGGACACAUUAUGUUUGCAACCCUGGGUAUCAAAACUAACGCAUAGACCCCAAUUUCUGAAAUGUAAUCACCCAUAAAAUUGGUUUUAAUAUGGGAAACUGCAUUCAAAAUGCCGCCAUUUUGUUUUUUUGCCGAUUUGAGGAUGAAAACGUCGGAAUCAAGUUUAGGAAACAGCAUUUUUGGAUUCAGUACCCCUGAAUUACCUUAAAACAAUUGAAAAAUCAGCAUUAACACAAAAUGCCUAACGCACUUUUUCUGAGCACAUUUUUUUAAAUCUGGACCUGACUAGAUAUCAUUAAAAAAUUGUAAUAUACACAAUUCUUUAUUAUAUUCAUGCCACUUCGUAUAAUCUCAACGGAACAAUGUCUGUAAUAUGAUUUCAGAUAUGUCGAAAACACCAAAAAUUAAGUAAUAAAACAUUUAUUUUGUAGACUUAGUUUGACAAUUUAUAUUGCAAAGAUUUAUAUCAUUUAAAGUGUACUAGUUUGAAAAAAAAUACCAAUUGAAGAAAUUAUAUAACAUUGGCAGAUAAUUCAUUUCACCAAGUUUUUAACUUAUUGUUGAUUUUAUUUUCGUACUGUUAAAUACAAUGUGUAUUUAUUGGUUUGCGAUAUAAUGUUUUUUUUUCAUUUGCAAACAAUCACCUUCAAAUUACAUUUUUUUUCAAGUUCUCGAACCUGGUUUUUCUGUUCUUUCAGAUUCAGUCUUCAAGUCGUGGUAUCCAUGUUAAUCCGGGUUUUUGCAAUCGGGUAAAUGGAUGAAUCUGAUGUUUCUCAAUAACCAGUGCACUUAAAAAAAAGGAAACAUGUAUGUUUGUUCGGUAAAAAAGAUACCAAAUAUUUUGUAAAUUUUACGUAAUGUUGCGUUGAAAUUUACCCUUCAAACAUGCAUUUUUACCAACAUGCAUGAUCCCUUUCUACCCAAUAUUGGGUAAAUUUUUACUCUCUGUUUUAGAGUGUGGUUUAUUAAUUGUAAGGAAUGAUAAUGGCGAUUUGAUAUGAUCCCAUCCUUUUCAUUGUUAUUGCUUUUAAGAGGGUUAAACCGCUUUGAAGCAUGUCGAUGAUUGAAUGUAUUAACGCUCGAUUGUAACGCAGUAUGGGUGUUGUUUUAUGUCUCCUGAAUUUGCUGCUCUAGUUUUAAUUAUUUCAGUAUAUUUGUGAUUGUAAAUCAACAUGUAAUGCAAUUGUAAUGCUCAUGACGUUUCUUGUUCCUUUAUCGCUCUAACUGAACGGAUCUCAAACAAUGUUUCAAACAGGGAAAUGAAAAUUAUGUAUCAAAAUAGAUGCAUUGUAUGUAAAAGUAUUUUCUAGCGAUGAUCGAAAAUUAUAUAUACUCUUCAUAUAAAUUGCUCAUUGUAAGCGCAUAGUGUCUUGUGAAUUUGACUCUUUGGAAUUGAUUGAAUUAAAAGGCAUUAUGAUUG